Molecule: messenger RNA, 1515 nt
Organism: Ostreococcus lucimarinus CCE9901
Lineage: Eukaryota; Viridiplantae; Chlorophyta; Mamiellophyceae; Mamiellales; Bathycoccaceae
Exons: 2
Coding region: 1-1515 (504 amino acids)
Biological process (GO): carotenoid metabolic process
Source: RefSeq, a predicted model, not a curated record
AUGCUGGCGUAUUACGGGAAGAAGGUGAUCGUGGUGGAAUCGCAUUACGCCGUGGGUGGUGCCGCGCACGGGUUCGCGCGGAAGACGGCGCGAGGGGAAUUUAAGUUCGACACCGGGCCGAGCUUUUUCGCCGGUUUGACGAAGCCGAACGCGUUGAAUCCGCUGGCGAGCGUGUUUCGCUUGCUCGGGGAGGAGUUGGAGACGGUGUCGUACGACCCACUGGGGACGUUUCACAUAGAACCUGACGCUCCGGGUCUUCGCAGGCACGCGGAUCUGGCCAAGCUCGUGUCGGAGGUGAAGCGGUUUUCUCCGCGAGGCGCCGAAGAGCUCGAACGGGCGGUGCCGAAGAUUCGGACGAUGUACGCCUCGCUCAGCGGUCUGCCGACCACGGCGCUUCGCGCGGAUUGGAAGGUGGCUCUCAUGAUCUUGAGUCGAUACAUGAAAGCCAUGGCGGGCCUGGGUCCGUACUCGGGCGUCCUGCCGCAGCCGACGGUGAAACUUUUAGAUUUUCUGGAUAUUAAAGAUCCUUGGAUGCGCUACUUGGCCGAUUUAGAGUGUUUUUUGUUGAGCGGCGUGGACGCGAGCGGUACGGUGAGCGCUGAGUUUGCCGCCGUGUUCGGGGCGAGUGAUAGUUUGGGCGUGAGCGAGUUUCCUCGCGGCGGCGCGGAGGAAAUCGCCAAGGCGCUGCAGCGAGGCUUGGAAAAGUACGGCGGCGAGGUUCGUCUGAAGACGCACGUGGAUGAGAUCAUCGUAGAAAACGGCACUGCGGUGGGCGUCAAGUUAGCGAACGGUAAGGGAGAAGUUCGUGCUCCGAUCGUGCUCUCGAACGCGAGCGUGUGGGACACGUACGGAACUCUCCUUCCGAAAGGCGCCGCGCCGGCGACCGAGACGCGUGAAGCGAUGGAGACGCCUUACAGCGAGUCGUUCAUGCACCUCCAUCUCGGCAUCGAGGGCGAGGGCUUAGACUUCACCCACACCGGUGGUCAUCACGUCGUGGUGUUGGACAAGAGUAAACCGAUCUCGCAACCCGGGAACGUGUGCAUGAUUUCAAUCGCGAGCGUCUGGGAGCCCGACAUGGCGCCGGCUGGGUGCCACUGCGUGCACGCGUACACCAUGGAACCUUUCGAAGGCUGGGAAGAGCUCAAGGCGAACGACAAACAAGCGUACGAAAAGCGCAAGAAGGAGGCUUCGGAUAAGUUAUACGUCGCUCUCGAGCGCGUGAUCCCCGACGUACGCGAUCGCGUGCUCCUCGAACUCGUCGCCUCGCCGGCGACGCACAAAUCUUGGCUCCGUCGUCACAAAGGCACGUACGGCGCCGCCAUUCGCGCCCCCGCGAUGUUCCCCGGUCCCACCGUCGCCGGCAUCAAGAACCUCUACCGCGUCGGCGAUUCCGUCGCCCCCGGCGUCGGCGUCCCCGCCGCCGCCGGUUCCGGCGUCAUUUGCGCCAACACCCUCGCGUCCCUCGACGACCACUUCGCCUGUCAGGACCGAAUGGAUGCCUUAAACGCGCGAUGA